This is a messenger RNA of Asparagus officinalis (garden asparagus), 2161 nucleotides long. RefSeq lists its product as uncharacterized. The record is from RefSeq and is a predicted model, not a curated record. Lineage: Eukaryota; Viridiplantae; Streptophyta; Magnoliopsida; Asparagales; Asparagaceae. Gene Ontology annotation, molecular function: RNA methyltransferase activity. The transcript has 17 exons. Gene Ontology annotation, biological process: RNA processing. Bases 1 to 1686 code for a protein of 561 amino acids.
AUGACGAGAAAGAGGAAGAACACUGAUCCAGAAGAUUCUGGUAUGAGCUCAGGUGAAAGCUCAGUUGGGCAUGUAGGGGAUGAGGGAGUAGCUACAUUUGGUGGCAUCCGACGUGCCAGAAAGCGAUUCGUGGGGGUUCGUCAGAGGCCUUCUGGUCGCUGGGUGGCAGAGAUCAAGAACACAAUUCAGAAGAUAAGACACCGCCCUCCUCCUCCUCCUCCUCCUCCUCCUCCCCCCCCCCUGCCACGUCAUCACAAAACCCACGCCCCCAACAAUAAUAGCAGUAGCCCUAACAAUCUCACUGCUCUCCAAUGCGAGCACUUCAGCUCGUGUUCGGGUUGCUCGCACGAGUGGGAUUUGGACAGGCCGCACGUGCUGCAGGAGGCUGAGAAGUUCUUCAAGGAUUUUGGAGUCUCUGAUUUCACCUUCGACGCUUGUAGAUUGUGGGAAUGGAGAUGUAGAGCAAAGCUGGCUGUCCGAGGAUCCUCUGAAAGCCCAUUAAUCGGGCUGUAUCAAGAAGGCACACAUAAUGUUGUAGAUAUUCCACUAUGUAGAGCUCAUCACCCAAACAUCAAUGCUGCAGUCACUCUUCUGAAACAAGGCAUUUCUACAUUGAAUAUUCAACCAUAUGAUGAAGAUUCAGGAACUGGUGAACUCAGAUAUGUACAGAUGGCCGUGACAACAUAUGACACAUCCCUUCCAACUGCUGAGCGAUACCUAAAAGGAAAAGUACAGGUGUCACUGGUUUGGAACUCUAGAAAUGAAAACUCACAAAGUUCUGAGCAGUUGAAGGCCCUUUCAGAUUUCUUAUGGAGAAAUGGGGGGUCAAGCAGUAACGUACAUCUAAUCCAUUCGAUAUGGGUCAACUUUCAGACGUCAGCUAGCAAUAUAAUAUUUGGAAAUAGGUGGAGACAUCUUCUAGGCGAAAGAGAGUUUUGGGAACAUAUUGGUGGGAUUGAUAUCUCUUUGGACCCCUCAAGCUUUGGUCAGGCAAAUACGCAGGCAUUUAAUUCAUUGCUAAGGAGAUUGCAGAAAUAUGUUCCAUAUGGAUCAUCUGUCGUUGAUUUGUAUGCAGGGGCUGGCAGCAUUGGAUUAUCAGUUGCUGUCACUAGGAAAUGUAGGUCUGUGAAAUGUGUUGAGAUAAACAAGGAAUCAAAGCUGUCUUUUGAGAAGUCACUCAACCGUUUACCAAAAACUGUUGAUUGCAACAUCAGUUGGCACAACACAGAUGCUUCACUUGAACCACUUCAUUGGCUUGAGGGUUCAGAAGUCGUCAUUGUGGAUCCUCCGAGGAAAGGACUGCACCCAUCCCUGGGUGAAGCACUGAGAGCACUUUCUAAUAGGAAGAGUGUUGCUGCAAGUGGAAGUUCCACCGUGAAGGUGAAAGAUGAAAAGAGACCAUGGAUUCUGCGUGCCAGAGAGGCCUCUGUUCAUGUUGAUAGCAAAACUGAUUGGGAGAAAGGCCAAACAUGGCCCCAAACUUUGAUCUACAUUAGUUGUGGAUGGGAAAGCUUUAAGGAGGAUUGCAGAAAUUUAUUGUCUACUAAGACAUGGCGUUUGGAAAAGGCCCAUGCUUUCAAUUUUUUCCCUGGCACUCAGAGCAUUGAAGUUUUGGCUGUCUUCAAACGUGGACCACGAGUCAACCAGAAGAAAAAGAAAACAGGGAAGAAGAAGAAGAAAGCAUAGGAAGAUAAACCACACACAUGAAUACUUCAAAGCAGAGAACAUGUGAACGCUCAGCAAAAAAGAAAUUCCUCUACAAAAAAAGAUCAAGGAAUAGGAUCCUAUAUGUUAUUGGCCAUGAGAGCUUAACCUCGUUGGAGAUUUCUGCAAAUCCGAGCAAUCUUCGAAAGAGCAAAUGGAAAGUGAGGCUGUAAUAUGUUGGAAAACAACCUGAUGUGGCUUGUAAGAAUGUCCAGGGGUUUUUGAGAAACAGAUGAAACCAGUAUCAGUGCCUCCAUCCUAUAUGAAUCCUGAUUCUCCUUGAUCCUUUUUUUUUUUUUGCCUCGUAAUCAUUGUACUAAGCUCAUAUGGGUUAGAAUUGCUCAGUGAUUGUGCGAAUGCGAAGUGUUGAGAAGAGAUGCAUUGGGAUUCAAUGUUGUACUGAGUAUAAUAUUCUUUUUCCACCCAAUUUUGUAAAAGACGAUUGAACAGUUGAAUC